Malus domestica (apple) is the source of this 1499-nucleotide messenger RNA. RefSeq names its product gamma-tocopherol methyltransferase, chloroplastic-like. Gene Ontology annotation, biological process: methylation. Gene Ontology annotation, molecular function: S-adenosylmethionine-dependent methyltransferase activity. The record is from RefSeq and is a predicted model, not a curated record. NCBI's taxonomy places the organism in Eukaryota, Viridiplantae, Streptophyta, Magnoliopsida, Rosales, Rosaceae.
AUUUUAUCCCGACAUGGUUUCUCAAGAGCCACCAACUUUCCAAAUCCCUCGUUAUCAUCCGCUCUCUCACUCUCUCUCCCUCAUCGAGCUUCUGCUGGUAGAGCUGCAGCGUCGCAAAACCAUAUAACAGAGGACUGAUUUGCUAAUUAAAAUCUUCAAGUCCCGAUGGCAUGCGUGUCGUACCAGACGGCUGGAUUAUCAUCGUCGACGACGACACGAGCAGUGCUGCCUCGCAUGUGCUACCGUCUCAAUCGUGCGAGUACAGUCGUGGUCGGAGCGAACUCCAGGAACAGAGGAUUGAGGAGACUGAACGCGGUGGCGGAGACGGCAGCGAUGGAGGCAGUGGAGCUGAAGAAGGGGAUUGCUGAGCUGUACGACGAGUCGUCUGGCUUGUGGGAGAACAUCUGGGGCGACCACAUGCACCACGGAUACUACGACCCAGACGCCGACGUUUCGGUCUCCAUUCCCGACCAUCGCGCCGCCCAGAUUCGCAUGAUCGACGAGGUCCUCCGAUUCGCCGGCAUUUCUGAGGAGCCCCCAACUAGACUUCCUAAGAAUUUGGUGGAUGUGGGAUGUGGGAUCGGAGGGAGCUCCAGAUAUCUGGCUAGUAAAUAUGGGGCCAAUGCCAAAGGCAUCACCCUCAGCCCUGUGCAGGCUGAAAGGGCCAAUGCUCUUGCUGCUGCCCAAGGGUUAGCCAAUCAGGCUUCGUUUCAAGUUGCAGAUGCUCUGGACCAACCAUUUCCUGACGGGGAAUUUGAUCUGGUAUGGUCCAUGGAGAGUGGUGAGCACAUGCCUGACAAAGCCAAGUUUGUGAAUGAGUUGGUUCGAGUUGCUGCACCAGGAGCAACAAUAAUUAUAGUCACAUGGUGCCACAGGGAUCUUGGUGCUUCUGAAAAAACCUUGAAGCCAGAUGAGAAGAAUCUCCUGGACAGGAUAUGCAAUUCAUUCUAUCUUCCAGCCUGGUGUUCCACUGCUGAUUAUCUCAAGUUACUCGAGUCCCACUCGCUCGAGGACAUCAAGGCGGAAGAUUGGUCCCCUUAUGUUGCCCCGUUUUGGCCUGCAGUUAUCCGCUCGGCAUUGACAUGGAAGGGUUUUACAUCGCUGUUAGGCACCGGGAUAAAAACAAUAAGAGGAGCAUUGGUAAUGCCAUUGAUGAUCCAAGGAUUCAAGAAGGACCUAAUCAAGUAUUCGGUGAUUACGUGCCGAAAGCCGGAAUAAACACUGCCGUAUGAACGGGUUUUUCUAAACUCUGAUGGCCAGAAACAGAAUCAAAAGCUGCAUCUAGUUCUUCCCCAAUAAUCUGUGCUGCUGAGCCACAUUGUUUCGAUUACGAAACAAUUAUUAGAGUGAUCAUACUUUAAUUAUUUGUGGCUCUUCUGGAAAGGCUUUAGACUUCCUUCUGAUACAAUAUUGUUUCUGAUUAAGAUAGGAAAAUGAAUGAUUUGGAAACCUAAUAUAUAUAUUGGAAAUUUGAUGCGGAUGAUAACCAUGAUUAAAUA